AUGUCAUUGAGCAAUUUCGAUGCUGAAAACGCCGACAAUCUCGAGGAUAUCGAGAAGCAAUUCGCUGUCAAGGCCGUUCAACAAGCCGAAGUCUACUGGAACUUGAUCACCAAGAUCCCAGGGUCAAAGUUGAAACUUACCAAAUAUGAUGAAGAACUUUAUGAAGAUUUGGUAACGGAUUUCCCGGAAUUUAAGGACGCUGUCUACAUCUCCAAUAUCGAUGAAAACGAAUUGAAGAAUCACAAGAACAAGGAAAGAUGGAGAAAGUUUUGCAAGAAGUGGGAAACCAAGAUUGACGAUUACAAUUUCGGAACUUUAUUGAGAACCAGCCCAAAGAAUGAAUACGAUCAAGACGGAACUAUUUUUGCUUUAAGAUUACAAUUUUACGCCUUUGAAAUCAGCAGAAACAAGAUGGGACUUAACGAUUGGGCUGUUGGUAAAUAA
This is a messenger RNA of Saccharomycopsis crataegensis, 444 nucleotides long. It is a transcript of the gene CHP1, whose product is annotated as ribosome-associated Tef1p biogenesis chaperone CHP1. Gene Ontology annotation, cellular component: cytoplasm. The record is from RefSeq and is a predicted model, not a curated record. The coding region runs from base 1 to 444 and encodes 147 amino acids. The transcript has a single exon. NCBI's taxonomy places the organism in Eukaryota, Fungi, Ascomycota, Saccharomycetes, Ascoideales, Saccharomycopsidaceae.